Trypanosoma grayi is the source of this 606-nucleotide messenger RNA. RefSeq lists its product as hypothetical. The record is from RefSeq and is a predicted model, not a curated record. Bases 1 to 606 code for a protein of 201 amino acids. The transcript has a single exon. Lineage: Eukaryota; Euglenozoa; Kinetoplastea; Trypanosomatida; Trypanosomatidae.
AUGCUUAGGAUAACUGCUAUCAAACGUCUCUUCGCCACGCAUGUUGUGCUGAAGCGGACCGGAAAGCCCUCCGAUGCACAAGAGUACAAGCAGGUUUACCUUCCGUACGACACGGCACCGACAAAAUCGGAGAUGGAGCGCGAAAGAAAGAAGUUGCAGCACGCUUAUUACGGCCGUAUGGAGAACCGCAAGCUUGUUGAAGUAAAAGAGGUGCCACAGAACGUGUACACAUAUGGGAAGGAGGGAAUGUCCCUUCCCAUUGCCAUUUUCAAGGAUCAGCAGGAUCCUGUGAUCGGGCCUGAGUGGACAUACCCUGGUAUCUACGAAAACAAGAUCGCAGCGCAGCAUUGGUAUAUGGAAGAACUCUUUGACAAGGAAAGUGUCAAUAAAUAUGAUUCAGUAUGGCAGAAGCAGAUCCUUGAUAAUCAGGUGAAGCGGCGAAUGGCAAAAGUAGCGUUUCGAAUGAGACAGGUGAACAUGAAGGCGGUGGAUCUCUUUCAGAAGGAGCGAGGCUCAGCGAAGAGAGGAGCCACUGGUGCUGCUCCUGGUGGUGGUGGUGGUGCUGGGGCAUCGGGAAAGGGGAAAGAAGCGACUGCGAAAAAAUGA